AUGGACCCCGCGAGCGCGCCGAGCGCACCGCUUCGGCGCGCGCGAUCGCAGCGAAGCGAGGCGAGCGAAUCGAGCGCGACUUCGUUGGAACAGUGCUCUAGGGAAAAGUUCAGUUUCGACGUUCGUGACGGCGCGCGCGCGCUCGAGCGUCUGGAUAUUGGCCCGCGGACGAGAACGCGAUGCGGAACACUGCCCAAUGGCAUGCGGUACUACGUCGCGGAGUCGCGGAAGCCAAAGGAACACGCGGCGUUGGCGCUGUGCGUCGACGUCGGGUCGAUCGCCGAGCGGGACGAAGAGCGGGGCGUUGCGCACAUCGUGGAACACUUGGCGUUCAGAGGGACGCAAGCGUAUCCGCACUUUGCCAUUGUGAACUUUUUGGAAUCCAUCGGCGCGGAGUUCGGUGCUUGUUCGAACGCGUACACGAGCAUGGACGAGACGGUGUACGAGUUGGUACUUCCGAUCCAGAAGGCGGAGGUGUUAGCGACGUCGAUGCAUAUUUUGAGUGAAUUCGCGAGAGGCGUGCGCAUAACUGAUGAAGACGUGGAGACUGAACGCGGUUCGGUAAUGGAAGAGUGGCGAUCAGGACGAGAUGCCCGUGGGCGGGCGGCGGAGGCUUACUGGAAGACGCUCAUGGAGGGAUCACUCUACGCCGAGCGGUCACCCAUCGGUUUAGAGGACGUGAUACGACAUGUCGAACCACGGGUGUUGAGAGACUUCUAUAACAAGUGGUACCGUCCAGACCGCCAGGCGGUGGUCGUUGUCGGCGAUUUCGUGGACCUGGACGACGUCGUGAGCUUGAUUGAGAGCACGUUUCAGGAUCUGAGGCCGCACGAAAGUCAGCCCGAGGAGACGCCGACGUUGGAGCGCCCGGACACGACGACGAUGCAACACGCGACGCCGCGCGUGGUGACACACGUUGAUCGCGAGCUCAGGCAGACGGCGUUGACGGUGACUUUUAAGUUUCACAGCAUCGCCAUCGACACGCCGAGAGGAUAUUACUUGAAAACAGUUGAAGACAUCUUCAAGACAGCACUAGAUAACAGAUUGUACCGCAUCAUGCGUCGAGCAAAACCGCCGUUUUUCAACGCUGGAGGUAUCAUCGAGGACGCAACGCGCACGACAACUUUACUCAGCGUCCAGGCGCAGUGCGCAGAGGGGCGAGCCGAUGAGGCUCUGAUAGCAGUUUUGCGAGAGCUCGCGCGCAUUCGUUUGCACGGUAUAUCCGAGCAAGAGUUAAAAAUUGCGAAAUCACGAAUGCUGGCCGAUACAGAACAGCUUUAUGCCGAGCGCGAGCAGACGUAUUGCGAAUCAGUUCGCGACGAACUCAUCAUGAACUUUCUCCGUGGCGACCUCGUGAUUGGUGCCGAAGACGAGGCAUCGCUCGCAAAGGCGUGCAUCGAUCGAGUAUCACACGAAGAUGUCAUCGCGUUCGCUACUCAGUUGCACGUUCGGAAUUCUUGCGUGAUUCGAGUGCAAGAGGGGAGGAGGACCACGGGCGAGGCUGCCCUGAGGGCAGCCAUCGAGCACGUGCAGAAGGAGGAAGCGAAAGGUAUGAUCGAACCAAGUGAAGUUUUUUACAUCCCAGAGUCGUUAAUGGAUCUCACUUCGUUGGUUUCCGGCACUAUAGUCAACGGUCGCGACUUACCAGCCCUUGAGACAAGAGAGGUCAUUUUGAACAACGGCAUGCGCGUCGCCCUUCGCGUGACAGACUUUUUGGACGAUCAAGUGCUGUUUCGCGGCGUCGCGAGGGGUGGGUUAUCGGAAGUGCGAAACGAUGAGUACAUAGAUGCCAUGUGCUCGAAUAUGAUCGCCGGUGAGCUCGGAAUGUAUGGCCACCGGCCAGACGUGUUCGACGACAUUGUCGCCGGGUUGCGAUGCGACGUUCACGCGAGCGUCGGCAUGUAUCGCCGAAACAUUGAAGGCGAGGCGUCGCCGGUCGACAUAGAAAAUGCGCUUCAGUGUAUUCACCUGUUGUUCACGCACAACGUGGGGACGACGAACGAUCCGGGCGUGCUGGAAACGCUCAUGCUGAUGCAAGAGGAGAAGAUACGGAAUCAAUCACGAGAUCCGGAGAGCAAGUACAGCAACGUGGUUCGAUCGCUCGUUUACGGUGAUUCGUAUCAGAGUCAGACAAUAACAGUGAAGUCGUUGCACGAGAUGGAUAGCACCAAGGCGUGCGCGUUCUUCGAUGAAUGCUUCCGAGACCCAUCAGAGUUCACCAUAGUCUUCGUGGGGGCGAUUGAUUCGACAACAUUUGUGCCGCUCGUGGAGAAAUACCUCGGGUCGAUUCCAUCGAAGAAACCAGAGAAAUUCUUGCACAUCUUCGAGGGUAUCAGACAUCGAGAGCGACGGGUGACUCCAUUCCCGCUCAAAUUUCCGAAUCACGUCAUAAAGCGCACUGUACGUGCACACAUGACGGAUCCAAUGUCAAAGGCUUCGAUAACGUUUCCGGUGCGAUUCCGAAAUCCAGACUUUGGCGGACCGCCGACACUCCUCGGGGGCCGAGAACUCACGGUGGCGAAGUUUAAGACAGUGAUGACGGCAUCUAUCAUCGAGAGACGACUUUUGGCAGUCUUGAGAUUUGAGUACGGUGAGAUUUACACAUGUCAUGCGAACGCGUCUUUUGCGUAUCAAGAUCCUGACGUCGCUGGCGAGAUGUAUUCCGGCGACAUCAUGGUUUCAUUUUCGUGCGCUCCGGAGCGAGGCGUGCACCUGGCCAAGCACGCGCGCGAAGUCGUGAAUAAGCUUCGAACGCACGGCCCGAACGAAGACGAGGUGCAAGCCGUGCGCGAGUGUGAGACUCGCGAUUUUGAAGUUAACCGCCAAGAGAACGCCUUCUGGCGAGAGUACAUCACCGAGCUGUACAAAUCCAGGCUCAUGGGAGCCGGCAUAUUAGACGGUGACAUCGAGGCGCUCUAUCGCAUGACUGAAGAGGUUCGCGACGAUGUCAUCAAGUCCCUCUCGCCCGAUGUCGUGCGUGAACAUCUCCGAGCUGUGUUGUCCAUGGACAACCACGUUACCGUCAUCCUCAAGCCUCAGCGUUCGACGUUUCGCCGUAUCUUCAUUCCGGCUUUCGAGACGCGCGGAGAAACCAUCUAUUCCGUAUUAUACCUCUCCGGCAUCGCGCUGGGGAUCGGUGCGUUGUAUGCGCGCAUCAAAGAGAAGCGACAAUAG
This is a messenger RNA of Ostreococcus tauri, 3174 nucleotides long. Its product is annotated as Metalloenzyme, LuxS/M16 peptidase-like. Gene Ontology annotation, molecular function: metal ion binding; metalloendopeptidase activity. NCBI's taxonomy places the organism in Eukaryota, Viridiplantae, Chlorophyta, Mamiellophyceae, Mamiellales, Bathycoccaceae. The coding region runs from base 1 to 3174 and encodes 1057 amino acids. Gene Ontology annotation, biological process: proteolysis. The record is from RefSeq and is a predicted model, not a curated record. The transcript is spliced from 2 exons.